Messenger RNA from Nanorana parkeri, 3708 nucleotides. RefSeq names its product collagen type XXVIII alpha 1 chain (gene COL28A1). Lineage: Eukaryota; Metazoa; Chordata; Amphibia; Anura; Dicroglossidae. Gene Ontology annotation, molecular function: serine-type endopeptidase inhibitor activity. The coding region runs from base 1 to 3708 and encodes 1235 amino acids. The transcript has 37 exons. The record is from RefSeq and is a predicted model, not a curated record.
AUGUUUCCCCGGAUAUUAUGGUUGUUGUUCCUAUUCGAUAUCCAGACAUAUAUGGCACAGAAUUACAAUGGAAGAUAUAAGUCUCGUGCUUUAACAUCAAGUACAUCAGAGAAGGCUCCAAGCGCCAGUGAUCAAGAUGAAGACUGCAUUUUGGAAAUGGCAUUCCUCCUGGACAGCUCAGAGAGUGCUAAGGAAUACAACCACAACCAAGAAAAGAAGUUUGUAUUACAAAUGGUGGAAAAGCUGAAAGGAAUACAGCUGGAUUCCAAGCGUCCUUUUAGCUGGAGGAUGGCUUUACUGCAGUACAGCAGCACCGUGCUCAUAGAGCAGACAUUCAGAGACUGGAAAGGGCCAGAUAAUUUCAAAUCUCGCAUUGCUCCCAUUUCAUAUAUCGGUCAUGGUACAUUUACAUCGUAUGCCAUUACGAACGUAACCCAACUAUAUAUGAAUGAAGGUACGCACAAGAGUGUAAAGAUAGCCAUUCUUCUGACUGAUGGAGUGGACCACCCAAGAAACCCUGAUAUUUUUGCUGCUACAACUAAUGCCAAACAACAUGACAUUAAGCUUUUUACAGUCGGCAUGACAUCAGUAGCCCGGGAAACUGCUAAUGCUGCCAAACUCCGCUUGUUGGCCAGUGUGCCCUCCACCAGAUUUGUGUUUCACUUACAAGAAGCUGACAUGGUGGAUAAAAUUCUGAAAGAAGUGAAAGAGCUUGCUGAGGAAGGGUGCCGCCAGUCACCUACCUGCACUUGUGAAAAAGGAGAAAGGGGGCUUUCUGGAUCUCCUGGUAAAAAGGGCCGACCAGGUGAUGAUGGCAUUCCAGGUCAGAAAGGUGGCAAGGGAGAAUCUGGACUUAACGGAAUUCCUGGAAGAGAUGGACUAGAGGGAAAACCAGGAUAUAAAGGAGAGCCGGGUGAGAGAGGCGAGUGUGGAAUUCCUGGUAUCAAGGGUGAUCGGGGUCCUGAAGGUCCUACUGGUCCCAGAGGAUUAAGAGGCGUGCAGGGUGUUCAAGGCCCCCCAGGAGAUCAGGGACUUGAAGGACUCCAAGGAGCAAAGGGUGAGAGAGGACUCCAGGGACCACCUGGAUUUCAAGGAGAAACAGGGAUAGGACUGCCAGGUGCCAAGGGAGACAUUGGAGUACAAGGUAGACCAGGCCCAAGUGGUCCUCCAGGAAUUGGAGAGCCCGGACUACCGGGCCCUCAAGGACCUCAGGGGAUUUCCGGAGAGAGAGGAUCUAUAGGAGAGGGAUUGCCAGGACCAAAAGGUGAUCGUGGAUUUGAAGGACAAAGAGGACCUCGUGGGAUGCCAGGGCUCGGUAUUCAGGGUGAAAAGGGAGAAUAUGGACCUCCUGGUUUGCCAGGCCCAAUUGGUUUACCUGGAGUUGGGAUACAAGGAGAAAAGGGUGUUCAGGGUCCUGUGGGGCCAGCAGGAAUGAGAGGUCCACCAGGAGAAGGACUGAUGGGACCCAAGGGAGAUCAAGGUUUACCAGGAGAAUCCGGAGUACCCGGAGAGAGAGGAAUUGGAGAACCUGGUGCGAAGGGUGAGCCAGGAGCUUCUGGAUUGGCUGGUUUGCCUGGUUUACCAGGUGAAGACGGUGCACCAGGACAAAAGGGUGAGCCAGGUCUUCCAGGGCUCAGGGGCCCUGAUGGAUCUCCCGGUGUUGGCAUACAAGGUGAAAAGGGUGACCAAGGACAGCGUGGCAUUCGUGGGUUAACAGGACCGCCAGGACCUGCAGGACCAUCUGGACCAAAAGGUGAACCUGGAGCUGUAGGACGUAUUGGAUUGCCAGGCCCUCCUGGUCGAGCGAUUGUGGGUCCCAAGGGAGACAUUGGACUACCUGGCCCACAAGGGUUGAUUGGAGAACCAGGAGUUGGCAUUGCUGGUCCAAAGGGUGAUAGGGGAGGUCCAGGACCACCCGGUCCAUACGGACCGAAGGGUGAUGGAUUUGCAGGACCACCAGGAAUGCCAGGGCUUCCAGGAUCACCAGGUGAACCAGGUUCAGAAGGUUUUGGAUUACCAGGACCCAAGGGUGAUCCAGGUUUCAGAGGUCCUCUUGGUCUACCAGGUCCUCCAGGUGAAGGAUUUCCAGGACCAAAGGGAAAUGUAGGAAAAUCUGGUCUGCCUGGUCCUCAGGGUCCCCCAGGUGAAGGCAUUCAAGGACCAAAGGGAGAACAAGGAUUUCAAGGUAUGCCAGGACCUCGUGGACCCCCAGGAGAAGGACUUCUAGGACCUAAGGGUGACCGUGGUUCUGCUGGUGAAAGAGGAAGAAAAGGAGAUAAAGGUGACACUGGAGACCCUGGAACCCCAGGCGACACUGGCAAAACAGGCUCUAAAGGAGAAGCUGGAUUAACAAGAGAAGAUAUAAUUAAGAUGAUAAAGGAAAUUUGCGGUUGUGGUGUUAAAUGUAAGGAAAUACCUAUGGAGCUUGUAUUUGUGAUAGACAGCUCUGAGAGUGUCGGGCCAGAAAACUUUGAAAUCAUCAAAGACUUUGUGACUGCUCUUGUGGAUAGAGUGACUGUAAGCCGAAAUGCCACCCGCAUAGGACUUGUAAUCUACAGUUUAGAAGUGCGACUAGAGUUUGGCCUGAAUAGAUUCAUCACCCAGCAAGACGUGAAGCAAGCAAUUAGAAAGAUGAUGUAUAUGGGAGAGGGCACCUAUACCGGUACUGCCAUUCGCAAGGCCACCCAGGAAGGAUUUUUCGGUGCAAGGUCAGGAGUCAGGAAAGUAGCUAUCGUUCUCACAGAUGGUCAGACGGACAAGAGAGAAGCUGUGAAGCUAGACAUAGCUGUACGAGAAGCUCAGGCUGCCAAUAUCGAAAUGUAUGCCAUUGGCAUUGUAAAUGCUACGGAUCCAACUCAACAAGAAUUCAUAAGGGAACUAAAUCUUAUAGCUUCUGACCCAGAUGCUGAGCACAUGUAUCUCAUUGAUGACUUCAACACUCUUUCAGCUUUGGAGUCUAAACUGGUGAACCAGUUCUGCGAAGACGAAAAUGGUGCUCUCAUCUACAAUCGAGUUGGAAGCAAAAUCAACCCAAUGCCCAAGGUGACGGGUUCAUCCACAUCUAUCUACAAUGGAGCUGAAGUCAACAGAUUCAACACAGAAGAGACUUUUAGAUUAGAAGAAAAGCAUAAACUAGAAGAAAGAAUAAGAUUAGAAGAAGACAGAAUUCGACAGCAACAAGAACGAAUUCGAAAAGAAGAAGAGCGAAUUCGACAAGAAGAAGAAAGGCGAAAGGCGGCUGAAGAAAGACUCAGACAGACACAAGUCCCGAAAAAAGAAGUAGUUACUAUACCAAGUGUGGAUGCGGGAGAAGAAGACGACUAUGAUGAUGAAGAUGAAGAGAUAGAGCCUCUUCCAUCUAAAACUAGAGUGGUUUUGUCACCAGGUGGUUCAGCUGCUUCUUCUAAAGAGCAAACAUCAUCUUCAUCGACAAGGACGUCAUCUACCACCGUAAUAUUAUCUCCAUCAAGUUCAGCUGAGAGAAAUGUGCCAAUAGAACCACAAAUAGAGUAUAUCCAGGAUGCACGUUGCAAGCUGCCAUUAGAUCAGGGUCCCUGCAGGACAUACAUAAUAAAAUGGUAUUAUGACAAACAAGCUAAUUCCUGUGCCCAGUUCUGGUAUGGAGGCUGCAGUGGUAAUGGUAACCGCUUUGAUACAGAAGAAGAAUGUAAAAAGACCUGUGUUCUCUCCCUAGAUGGAGAGAAAUAA